AGCAGGUUUGUCUCGUUACCUACGCUUGAGCCUACAUUUUCUGUACUUUUCAAAAAGGGUAACUUCAUAUUGGUUAUUAAAUAGUAUCAAACAAUAAUUUUGCACUUUUUAAAAAAUGCAGAAACUAUAGGUAACGAGAAUAAACCUAGUCGUGCUGUUUGACGUUACACAGAUUUAAUUAUGUAUCAAUAAGUGGUGUGUGAUUACGCGUACCUGAUGCGUACAUACGACUUAGUUCAUAAAAGUCAUUACAGUUUCAGAAUAGUGCAUCUUAAAAAACUAAAUGUACGCUGAUGAAUAACAACAUAUAAUGUAACAAGAAUAUCGGCUACAUUUUUCAAUUAGUUAUUAAUUAGUGCAGUUUAUUUUAUGAAACUGAUACAAAUUUUCACUGUGUUUUUUAUUUCUGUUGCAUCGCGAGAAUUCUAUAUGUUUAUAUGAACAUAAAAUUGGAAUAAAGAACAAUUAUUAAUUAAUAGACAUUAUUAAUAACAAUGACUGUUACCAUGGAUUCUGUCGUAUAUUUAGUUCUUACUGCAAUAUUGUGGGGUGCUACAAAUCCUUUUUUAAAAAAAGGCUCACAAGGUUUAGAAAAUGUAAAAUCAUCUUCACGAUGUGGUCAAUUUGCUAAGGAAGUUAUAUUUCUUGUCACAAAUUUGAAAUAUAUAAUACCUUUUCUAAUAAAUCAGUGUGGAUCAAUAUUAUAUUUCCUGACCCUGCAAAGCACAGACAUAUCAUUGGCAGUGCCAGUUACAAAUUCACUUACCUUUGUAUUUACUGGUAUCGCUGGUAGGCUGUUAGGUGAAGAAAAGGUUCAUAGAAAUACGUACAUUGGUAUGAUAUUCAUACUUACUGGCACAACAUUAUGUUGCCUAGAUAAAUUAGGCAUUACCGAAUAACUUAGAUAUUUCAUCUUUAAAAAACCGUUUGAGUAUCAAUAAUGGAAAAGUAAUAUAGAUUUGAAAAGCAAUUAACCAGAAGUUAGAAGUAGUCAAAAGAAAAUAUCUGUGCUGAUUGGUCCUCAAAUUGUAUCCAAGAGUUUAUCCAUCUGUCCUGGAAACAAACCCAAUGUCCAUUUCAUUUUAUAUAAGUAAGGACCACAGGUCAGUGAAAAUAUUUCUUUUUUUAAUAGAAUUUGAUGAGUUCAUUGAUGAACUGACGGUGCAGCAAUGACAUUCAGACUUGCAGAUUGUAGGACAAUAAGUAUUGUACUUGCAGUUAUCUUUUGCUGACGACAUAAGACCUAACUAAAUUCGACCUCAACACAUUUUUUAUAAUGUAAUGAAAAAAUGACGUUGCUUCUCAGAAUAUUUGGAAUUAUGUUUAUUUAUUUCGAAUUAUUUAAUAGUGUUACAAAAUAAAACAUGUUUUGGAGCAUGCA
Cephus cinctus (wheat stem sawfly) is the source of this 1381-nucleotide messenger RNA. RefSeq names its product transmembrane protein 234 homolog. The coding region runs from base 495 to 899 and encodes 134 amino acids. The record is from RefSeq and is a predicted model, not a curated record. NCBI's taxonomy places the organism in Eukaryota, Metazoa, Arthropoda, Insecta, Hymenoptera, Cephidae. The transcript has 4 exons.